UUCUAUUGUUGAGGACUAGUUAUCGAGAAGUACUUUCGAUUUAUAAACAAAUGUAUUACUAAACUUCCUGAGUGUUAGUUUUUCCAUAUAACUAUGUGGCUGUUGGAUGUAUUAAGUUUCCUUCUGGCAGUAUGUUAUGCGUCGGCGCAUACCAAGCCUGUUAUUACACCGUCCGGUGUGGUUUCAGUUGUACAAGGGAGUAACCUGACUCUUACAUGUUCCUAUGAAAGCAACGUGACAACUAUUAAUUACCAGUGGUGUAAGAGUCAAGCAACUGAAUACUCUUGUUAUAGUGCGAUUGGCCAGGACGGGUGUGUCAACUUUUAUGCAUCAACAAUAAUUUAUGGAAUUCAAUGUCAGGGUAACAAUGUGUUAAAUCUGACUAUAUACAACGUUCAGAAUGCUGAUGACCGGGUAUAUUGGAAGUGUAAUCAGAUAUUGGGCAAUGAAUCAACGAAGAGCGAGCCUAUACAGCUAGAAGUACAAGACGGUCCAGACAACGUGUAUUUGCACCCAUCAACCUCAUCCUACACGGUGACAGAAGGAGAUACCCUGGGAACUAUAACAUGUUCUGCCACAUGUAACCCGCCCUGUGCGUACACGUGGUCCAGAUCAGGAUCGACGGUUAGUUAUGCAGCAACACUGGACCUCGGUGAGGUGGAGAGAAUGGAGGCCGGUUCGUACGUCUGUAUGGCAAGGAACCCAGGGUCAAAUGUCUCUAAGAGUGGACAAAUUGUGAACGUCACUGUCAGAUACGGUCCCGACAGCGUAUCUCUGUCACCUUCUACAGCGAACUACACAGUGACAGAGAGAGACAACCUAGCGGCUAUAACGUGUUCUACCACUUGUUACCCAGCAUGUACGUACACGUGGUCGAGGUCAGAGGUUAACAUCAGCUCUACAGCUAAACUGAUACUCAGUGAGAUAGAGAGAAGUGAGGCGGGAUCUUAUAUCUGUACGGCACGAAACCCAGAUUCAAGUGUUUCAAAGAUUGGGCCAGUCGUAAGCGUCUAUGUAACAUACGGUCCCGAAAUGGUAUUAAUGUCACCUGCUACCAGGUCAUACACAUUGACAGAGGGAGAUAACCUGGUUAUAAAGUGUUCUGCCAUGUGUAGUCCGGCCUGCACAUAUACAUGGUCAGUAUCAAGGGACCCACUGUCCAUACCAUGGGUUACGCUAAGCUUUAAAGCCACACUUGACAUCGGUCAGAUAAAGAGAUUGGAGGCCGGAUCCUAUAUCUGUACGGCACGGAACUCGAUAUCAAAUGCUCCAAAGCAUGGUGAAAUAGUGAGCGUCGUGGUCAGAUACGGCCCAGACAACGUGUUUAUUAAUCCAUCCCAGACGUCUUACACGAUGACAGAAGGGCACAUGGUGGGGGCUAUUAGGUGUUUUACCUCGUGUUACCCGUCAUGUGCUUACAUGUGGUCCAAGUCAAGAAGGAGGGUCGGUUCAAAUGAUACGCUUAACCUCGAUGAGGUUGAGAGAGGAGAGGCUGGAGCAUACGUUUGUACGGCAAGGAACCCAGGUUCGGGCUUCUCAAGACGUGGACCAGUAGUUACAGUCACUGUGACAUACGGUCCAGACAACGUGUAUCUGUACCCAUCAACCUCGUCCUACACGGUGACAGAAGGAGAUACCCUGGGACCUAUAACAUGCUUUGCAACGUGUAACCCGGCCUGUGCGUACACGUGGUCCAGAUCAGGAUCGACGUUUAGUAAUGCAGCAACACUGAAUUUCGGUGAGGUGGAUAGAGUGGCUGCUGGUUCGUACGCCUGUAUGGCAAGGAACCCAGGGUCGAAUGUCUUCAGGAGUGGACAAGCUGUGAACAUCGUUGUCAGAUACGGACCCUCUUCCCUCAAGCUGAUUCCAAGCACACUACGCUACAUUAAGAAUGAAGGUAACAUGCUUCGUGAAAUAACUUGUUCUGCUUAUUGCUUCCCUGAAUGCAAUAUUCUCUGGUGGAGAACUAGCGGGGGAUCAUCAGAUGUCGUCAGUAAUAACGCCUUCUUGUCCAUUGGACAACUCGACAGAACGAAGAGUGGUACAUACAGAUGCGAGGCCAUCAAUCCUUACACACGAUCAAAGAUUACAAACACGGUUACUGUCGACGUCAGAUAUGGCCCAGACGAUGUGACACUAAACGUACCCAAAAUCCAUACAGUAACGGAAGGAGACACCGUCAAUAAUAUUUAUUGUUCAGCGGAUUGCUGGCCGGAAUGUGUAUUUACCUGGUCUAACAUGACAACAAGAAGGCAAGUGAGCUCUACCACGGUUCUUAAGUUUCGGACAGCGCAUCGCUACGACGCCGGUGAUUACAAGUGCUUGGCCAGAAACUCUGCACAUCAGUUCUCUAGAGAGGCAGAAAAACACUUCACCCUUAUUGUUCAGUAUUCACCUGACGUUUUAAUAAGCGAGUCAUCAGCUUCAUUACACGAAAACACCCCUCUUGAUCUUCUGUGCAAGGCGGCAGGUAUACCAGCUGUGUACAAGUUCACAGGCUUUCUGCAGCGAGUUAAUGAUAUCGUGGUCCCCAACAGUCACGUGGGUAGUCUCGGUGAGAGAGAUAGCAUAUCUGUGAACAUUCCUUCCCUCCAGCUUCAAGAUACAGGGGUUUACACCUGCUACGUUCAUAAUGGGAUUAUUGGCCACAACAAACAACUCAUUCAGACUGCUUCACGAAAGGUCGAGGUCCAAGCAUCCCCACGAUUCCUCCUGGAGGAAACCAGUUUUGCCGGAGAAACGUCAGGAAACAUCACUAUUGCCAUUCCGUUUGUUAGCAUUCCUGAGUACACAUCAUACAGUGUGAUAAGACACGAUGGACAACUCGUGUCGACGAAUGGAAAAUAUACUUUGUAUAUAAGAAAUGAAUCUGUGUAUCCUUUGUUCUAUGGACAGCAAGUCACACUUUCUGGAAACGUUCUAGAAAUAUUUAUCAGAGGCUUGUCAGAAAAGGAUUUUGGGAUAUACAAGAUGCAAAUUACCAAUGACAUAAACACGGCAAAUUUCAGCAUUGAUGUCAAGGCGACAAGUAUGAAUAUAAUUGUUUAUAUUAUGAUCAUGUAA
Mya arenaria is the source of this 3063-nucleotide messenger RNA. RefSeq names its product hemicentin-2-like. The record is from RefSeq and is a predicted model, not a curated record. The coding region runs from base 94 to 3063 and encodes 989 amino acids. The transcript is spliced from 11 exons. Lineage: Eukaryota; Metazoa; Mollusca; Bivalvia; Myida; Myidae.